This is a messenger RNA of Hemicordylus capensis (graceful crag lizard), 468 nucleotides long. RefSeq names its product natriuretic peptides B-like. The coding region runs from base 1 to 438 and encodes 145 amino acids. The transcript is spliced from 3 exons. Gene Ontology annotation, molecular function: hormone activity; hormone receptor binding. Gene Ontology annotation, cellular component: extracellular region; cytoplasm; nucleus. Gene Ontology annotation, biological process: receptor guanylyl cyclase signaling pathway; neuropeptide signaling pathway; cGMP biosynthetic process. The record is from RefSeq and is a predicted model, not a curated record. Lineage: Eukaryota; Metazoa; Chordata; Lepidosauria; Squamata; Cordylidae.
AUGAAUGGGAUCUCGGUGGGUUGCUGGUCUUCUCUGCUCUUGGCCUUUCUGCACGCAGGCCUGGGGUCUGCCCAUCCAGUGACCUGGAGUCCCUCUGGCCAGGAGCUGCAGUCUCUGCAGGAUCUCCUUGAGCGGCUGAAGGAGAAAUUUGAACAAGGAGAAAGGGAGACUUUGGAUCUGGAGGUUCCCGAUUACCGGGCGGAGGAUGCUGCCGAUGUCUCUCCCUUUGACCUUGCCGACUCCGCCAGCCACCUGAACUCUCCGUCCCCGCUCCAGCAGACUGAAGUGAUCAACCAGUGGAGAAAAUUCCUGGCCUCCCCAAAACGGAGGAGGCACUUCUCCGGGUGCUUUGGGGCCAGGCUCGAACGGAUCGGGACCCAAACAGGACUUGGGUGCAACAUCUACAAAUCCCGUUCCCGGAGGAAAUCCAGAAGCUGAAACCAGAACAAGAUACCUUUAUCAACUUGC